Molecule: messenger RNA, 1383 nt
Organism: Homalodisca vitripennis (glassy-winged sharpshooter)
Lineage: Eukaryota; Metazoa; Arthropoda; Insecta; Hemiptera; Cicadellidae
Product: E3 ubiquitin-protein ligase MARCHF5-like
Exons: 3
Coding region: 430-1260 (276 amino acids)
Molecular function (GO): zinc ion binding
Source: RefSeq, a predicted model, not a curated record
AAGGAAUCAGAACAUUUAUUCAUAGUUUUACCGUUAUGAAAAUUAACUGUUUACUAACAAAUAUUUUGUAAAAAAAAUUUAAUACUGAACACAGGUAAUUGCUAAACUUUUUAGUGUUUCUGCCUUAAAUAUUCUGGUUCUUCCCAGUCGUCUAAAAUCCUUGUCUGAAACUUGUCAUUUUAUUGCUAUUCGCUUCCGAUAAUCCAUCAAAAUAGUGUGUUAUUAUUCAACCGUAUUCUUCAGAGCCUUCCAAUCGUUUGGAAGUCAGUUAAGAAAAGUCCAAAUUUAAUUCAUAUUCAUAACUCAACCACCGAAUUACAAAAAUAGACCCAGCAACUUUUUUCACUAAAUAUCACUUCAAUUUUUCGGUUUUAAUAUCUUAAUAUCUGUGUGAGAAACGUUCACUGUCGGCCGGAUAAUCUCAACCAAAUGUCAACCAACACAUCAAGGUCCUGCUAUAUUUGCCUGGCCGAGGUUCAGGAGGACGAAGUGGACGAGGCCGAAUGGGUGUCUCCAUGUCGCUGCUCAGGCACUGUGGGUUGGGUACACAAGGCCUGUAUCCUGCGCUGGGUACGUGUACAGGAGAGGCAGUCCUCCGAUCCCGUCACCUGUCCUGCCUGUGGUACAAAGUUCAUCUUGACCCCCGAAAUGGGAACUGUCGUCCGUGCCAUCCACUUCCUCGACUACUACUUCUACCCCUGGUGUAAACUCUACGUCUGUACAGUUAUGAGCGUCAUAUUCUUCGACACCACGUGCACGUAUAUUGGCGUCUUCGUCUUAGUGCAGGGUUAUGGUGUGGACGAAGCAGCGUCACUGCUGUACAGUAUGGACAUAGUAGAAUCGAUGACUCGUUUACAUCUCGUCACUUACUCGCUCUUCUUGAUCUGCUAUGUGCCCAUCGACGAGUUCCUGCUCCAUAUUCUACAGCGCAGCUCUAGAAUUCCCAUCUUGGGCCGGGUCCUACCCUCAGACGUCCCCGAUCGGUACCGCUACCGGGGGAACAUCAGUUUUGGAGACGAAAAUAGUAAGAGCCCCAUAGUCUUCAGAGGGGUAUUUAUCCCGGUAAUGGCGGGGAUCGUCGGUAACCUGUUCUUCCAAUCGGUGGAUUCCAAGCUGAAGAGGUUCCUGAUUGGUGGGUUCACCGUCCUGGCGCUCAAGUCAAUUAUAAAGAUGUACAUCGUACACAAGCAGAUGGUGAGGCGCAAAAAUAUGAGGAUUCUACCCUUCGAACCUCAUCCUUCGACGGAAAGACAUGGUUGAAUCAAUGUAAUUGUAAAAUUAUACUUUUUAGAGCAGGAUGUCAAUUGUCUUUAAACAUCUAUAUGACAAGUAAAAUAUUUCUUUGAUCUGACCAAUAAUUAAAUUAAAUUAUUAAUUAAUAAU